Molecule: messenger RNA, 1707 nt
Organism: Penicillium cataractarum
Lineage: Eukaryota; Fungi; Ascomycota; Eurotiomycetes; Eurotiales; Aspergillaceae
Exons: 2
Coding region: 1-1707 (568 amino acids)
Source: RefSeq, a predicted model, not a curated record
AUGGCUGCAUUUGGCCUGCUGCCCAGUCCUCCAAUUUCCGAAUCCAGGCCGGCAAGUACUGGGCCCGAGGCAUCCUACUUUGAGUGUAAAAGCGAGGAAACCCCCGCCGAACCGGACGACGUGGAGAGCACUGAGAGUAUCUCAGAGGUUACCAACUGCAUAGAAGACGUCAAGCAACAGGACGGCAUGGAUCAUGUGGACGUAUCACAAUACACGACAGAGGAAACAGCCACUGAAGAAAAGUCACCCUAUCAAGCCUACCGUCCUCCAGAUCGGCAAGUCAAGUCUCCCGAAAAACGACGAACGGAUGUGACGAAUGUCCACGAGGCACACUCGAACUUGAUUCGACAAUGCGAAGAGACACUUGCGUUAACACCGACAAGAGAAAAGCCUGAUAAGGAGGAGCCGACGCCAGUUACAUCACCUGCCUCUUUACAUAGCGCCAAGGCUUCCAUGCCUACUACCUCUCCGAGACCGCAACGGCCAAGGGCAACGACUGUCUCGAGUGAAGCCAGUUGGAUCCCGAGCAACUUCUCGUAUUGUGAGACAUGGUUGCAAGGUGUACCACUAGAUCCGCUAGAUAAAGACGACAACCCCAAAGAAUUCAACCGUCGAAAAUUCCAGAUUAUCGAACAAGAUCCACCAAUGCCGAAACUAGAUAUCAUUCCUGGUGGGCGGACCUUGGACGAGCCUGUGAGAUUCGCCGUUGCUAGCAAGCCAAGGCUGGUGGACAUUUCCCGGCAAUCAUCACCAUCUUUGGGCCCCAUGGGCCCGCCACCACCACUUCCUCCUCCCAUAGUCCGUCAGACUGUGUGUGUUCCAAUGACGCCCGACCAGCGGCAAGAGGAGGUGUCUGCAUUUAGUCCAGACACCCCAUUGGAUACGCCGAUGGAGAUGUCUGAUAGUGGAUAUGGUACACGCGAAUCCGGCUACUCUAUGGAUAGCUACCAAGAUAGCAAGGAUGACGAUACCUACUCCGAUCCAGGUUCAUUGACCUCUGACAGUAUCACUUCUACUGUUAUUGGAGAUAGACCUGAAUCCACCCUCGGCGAGCGCGAGGCAUCCCCACAACCUGAAAUUCGAUCAGGCAGUGUCAGCCCAAAGGCAUCUCCAUCGCCACCAAAUCACUCUCCGGGUCGAACCUCCCACACUUCGGAAGAUGAAAAGUAUGAAAAGCAGGCCUCAUGGGAUCGCCAGUGGACGUUAGAUGACCAUGAGUGGACUCUAGGCGAGCUUGAACACUCGGUCAAGGAUUUCCCUCGCCAUAUGCUUCGACUUACUUCGCCCGUGAUCGUCUUUCUACGGAAGAACGACGAAAAAGCUUUAAUACGACCCUUCCGAACUAUUUUCCCAACAGUCGCAGAGAAUCUGCUCGACUGCCUCUGUGCAGCACUCAUUGCCCGCAACUACCUUCUUUCUCUUGCAAAACUACAUCGUCGCAAACCCUCUCUUUCAUCACGAAACGAUGUGUAUGCCGUGGACGCAGUCCCAGCAAAAGCAUACAGUACUCUAGGAAUCCAACUCCCAACCGCCUCACCCGGUCGCAUCAAAGAUCGCGUCCUGGGCUCACGCAGUACCGAGCUGCGUCAAGAUGUCGAACGAAUUAUCGACAACCUCCUCUUUGCUAUUUGUGGCAAAUCCGACGAUACUCUCAAGUCAGCCAUUGAGGUUCUAGCUCAAGUCCUCGAAACCAAUGCCUCAUAUUAA